AUGCCCGAGCUACUUAGUCCGAGCGGUCCAAUGACCAGGUCGAAAACAAGGAUGGCCAAGGCAGGCGAAUCGCACCUCCUCGCUCUCCCGGUCGAGCUGAAGAUCCAGAUCUUCCAGUCCUGCUCAUCGUUCACAUCCGGUUCCCGUCUCGCAAGGACCUCAAAGCACCUAUACGGAAUAUGGAACAAGCACCUCAACGCCAUCUACAGCGGUAUCGCGCCGGUCGCGAUAAAGGAGCACUCAGCGUUGUGCGAUAUGCUCAAAGACCUUGAACGCAUUCCUUCUGAUAACCGACUGAUGGAACGUGACCAUCUCAUCAGCGUUGUAGAAGCCUCCUCGAUCGGAACCGACUUCGUCGAUGCGUACCACGUGAACAUGCCGGUCCAGCCAUACCACGAUCCGCAAACACCCCAGACCCUAUCGCCCGCCGAAGAGCGGCGCUUCAUUCGUGGCCACUACCAAAUCCUGGGCCUGCUAUACAUCGGCAAAGCCGCGCAGCAGAAACGCAUCAAGCAGCUCAACCUGAAGACGCUUUUCCUCCUCUCCGAUUUUCUGUGUGUUUUCGACGUCGGCGUCUCCGAGGACGAGCAGAUUGCGGAUAUGCUAGAUAAUGAUCCGACCGCAUACCGGUAUUUGCAGGUCGAGCUGCGGCAGCAGCGGAAUAAGGUGUUUCGGGAGCUGUACGGCCAUGGGUACAGGCCGCGGUCGCAUACCCCGUUUCAGGUAAACGGACGGUACGCGUGGUGGUGUGAUCGGCAGCAAGAGACGCUCAGGGAGAUGUUAACUGGGAGGGUGUUUCGCGGGGAGAACGACGAGGUUGACAUGUCGAAGGUGAGAGAUGACAUGUGGUAUGACAGCGACGGGGAGUGA
Messenger RNA from Aspergillus puulaauensis, 870 nucleotides. RefSeq lists its product as uncharacterized. Bases 1 to 870 code for a protein of 289 amino acids. Lineage: Eukaryota; Fungi; Ascomycota; Eurotiomycetes; Eurotiales; Aspergillaceae. The transcript has a single exon. The record is from RefSeq and is a predicted model, not a curated record.